AUGUCGUUCAUGUUACCGGCGUAUUGUUCCAGCGACGACGGAGGGACAACCAUCGUCAUCGUGCCGUUGGUAGCAUUGCGAGAUGAUUUGCACGGCCGUUGUGCCAGAAACCAGAUCGCGACAUACGUUUGGAACAGUCGCGGCGGGCACCAGAUCACCCCCAUCGUGUUCGUCACGCCCGAGUCGGCAGUGACAAAAGGGUUCGGCGAUUUUGUGAACCGGUUGCAGGCACGGAAAGCGUUGGAUCGUGUCGUUGUGGAUGAGUGCCACGCCAUUUUGGACAGUACCAGCCAAUUCCGGCCGCAGUUGAUGGAGUUGGGCCGGGUGUUAAACGAAUGGGGCGUCCAAAAGGUAUUUUUGACGGCCACGUUGCCACCAGAUGAGAUUGGGAGGUUUUUCGAGGUCGUGGGGUUAUCAGCCAGCCGUGUAAAGGUAUUCCGAUCACGAACGACGAGGCCGAAUAUCGGGUAUAGGGUAGUGGUUGUUCGAUCAGCCAAGCGCAGAGAUCACCACAAGCAGCAGCAGCAGCAGCAGCAGCAGCAGAAUACCAGUCAGACCGGUAGCGGCGAGGUUGGGGCAGACCAAGAGGCGGAAGACAGCCGCGUGGUCAAGAUCGUGCAGGAUUGGUUACACAGAAACAGCCAAGGUCGCGUCAUCGUUUACGCCAACACCAUCGACCGGGUUGAACGAUUGGGGCGAUUAUUGGAGUGCAGCGUGUUUCAUUCCAAGUCGACACAGCAGCGGGCAAGACGCAGCGAUUGA
This is a messenger RNA of Fusarium keratoplasticum, 762 nucleotides long. RefSeq lists its product as uncharacterized. Gene Ontology annotation, biological process: double-strand break repair via homologous recombination. The transcript has a single exon. Gene Ontology annotation, cellular component: cytoplasm; chromosome. The coding region runs from base 1 to 762 and encodes 253 amino acids. The record is from RefSeq and is a predicted model, not a curated record. Gene Ontology annotation, molecular function: 3'-5' DNA helicase activity; ATP binding; nucleic acid binding. NCBI's taxonomy places the organism in Eukaryota, Fungi, Ascomycota, Sordariomycetes, Hypocreales, Nectriaceae.